UUAAAAUAUACCAAUAUUACAACUUUUAUUUCUAUCAUAUUUUUUAAUGAUUAUAAAUAUCUUUUUAAAUAUCUUAAUAAAUCUGUUAAUGAUUGUUUACAAUGUAGUACACCCAAGAAUUUACGUACUUUGAAUUUGCUACACCGUUGUAAUCGUAUAGAUGACUAUACUGCCGUCGGUCGAUAAACAGCGAAACGCGGAAUUGAAAAGUACUGAGUUGAAGGAACGUGGACCGUUUGUAUCUCAAUACAGUAAUGCAGUAGUUCGAGAACAAUAUUUUUGGUCUUUACCUAGUUGAUCACAACAUUACUCGAUUCAUUAUGUUCGAGUAUUGUUGAUUACGUAUUGUGUGUUUCACACUUUUCCAAUGAACUUCCUUGAAUAUACCGUCGAAGACUUCAAAGUGCAAAGGAAUUGGUACGAAGGACGAAAGUGUGAAAGCGUACGCUCACCGCUACUUACGCGAAGAAAUAUAUCUUUUGACUAUUUUCAAUACACUUGGAAGAUUUGAUCUGAUUAUAUUUUGAUGAAACAUUCGUUGAAGUAAUCAAGGAAUAUUCUGGAUUUGACUAAUUGACAAAGACAUUUGAAUACGUAUGUCGGGUGUGAAUAGUGGCUUUUGUGACAAAUCAAAACGACAGUAAAAAUAUUCAAUGAUAUUAAAACGUGUGAUUUUCAAUUUUCAAACUUAUUAUUCUUCAUUAUGUGUUUGUAAUUAAUUUUUCUUUAUACGUGUUUUGUACUGUUCUUGGAAAGAUUUAUUGUUUUUGGAUUUUACAUCGGCUAUGGUUGUAGCCAGUGGUGAGUGGGUACAAAAUGCCAGUUUUCCUGCCAAUCAGAAUUCCAACCUGAAAAUAAAUUCUGUACAAAAUAACAAAAUGACAGCAAAAGGAGUUUUAAUUUGUCGUGAUAAUUCUCAUCCUUUUGAAGAGCGUACAUUAAUAUUGGACCAACCUGUUAAAAUUGGCCGUUCUGUAGCAAGAGCUAGAGCUACUCCAAAUAAUGCAAUUUUUGAUUGUAAAGUAUUAUCGAGAAAUCAUGCAUUAUUAUGGUAUUCAGGUGGAAAGUUUUUUUUACAAGAUACACGUAGUAGUAAUGGAACAUUUGUUAAUAAUCAAAGACUCAGUGCAGCUAGUUUAGAAUCAGCACCAAAAGAAGUAUGUUCAGGUGACAUAGUGCAAUUUGGAGUAGAUGUAAUAGAAAGUACAAAAAAAGUUAGGCAUGGAUGUAUAGUUGCAACAUUAAAAUUAUAUUUACCAGAUGGAAAAGAAGCUAAAGCUAGUCAUAGCACAGCUGUUACAUCACCAUUUAAUAAUAUUUCUUUGGAAGAUGUAUAUAAACUAAAUCAAGUUAUGCAAGAAGCUUCAAGACGUGAGAAAGCACUUUAUUCUAAGUUAGCAUAUCUUCAACAACUUGUAGCAAAUACUCGAAAAGCUGCCAAUCAAUCUUGGAAAGCAUUAAUAACAGAAGACCGGUUAUUAUCUUGGGUGGAAAGUAUGGAAAAUCAAUUGGCAGUUUAUUCUAAAAAUUACACAGAGGAUAAAAUUAGAAAUGAAUUAGUAGCACUUCAAGAAGAAAAGAUACAAUACCAAAAUGCAGCAAAAGAGGCAUUACAAAAAGUAUUACAAGAAAAAUUGGAGGUAACUCAGAGAUUAGUUCAAUUAGAAGGACGUUUAAAUGAAACAGAAGAAGAAUGUCAAAGUCUUCAUAAUGUAGCAAAAUAUACACAAACAGAACUUCAAGAAUUAUGUAGUAAAUAUACUGAAGCACAAAAAAAAUUACAAGAAACUACAAAUAAAUUGAAAGAGAGUGAAGAAAAAAUAAAAGAUAUAGUACAAAAUACAGAACAAGAAAAGCAAGAACUUUUAAAGAGACUUGAAGAUCAAUCUAGAAUUGAGAAAAAUUUGCAGGCAAGAUUACGUGAUUCUCGGUUAGAUUCUGUUAAUAUUUAUAAGCAGAUCACUGCCCUCAGAAAUUAUAUGCAAAUUCUGCAGGAUAUGAAUUCAAAGUUAGUAACAAGUGAUAUUAUAGAUUUAAAGGAUGAAGAAAAUCCUAUUGAGGCUAUCAAUAUUAUUCUUAAUAAAUUAAAUUCCAUUCAUAUUGACAAUAUAGAUAUUGAUGCAGAAACUAACUUUUAUUCUUUGAAAGAUGAACAUGAUAAUCAAAUUAAUUCACAAGAUAUUGAUUCAAAUCAGUUAAAAAAUUCUGAUGAUUCUUUUUCAAAAGAACAAAUGGAUGAUUCAUUGGCUAAUAAUGAUAAUUCAACAGAAUAUAUUUUACCACCACCUUCUCGAAAAACUUUAGUUAAUGGAAAUGUAAAUAUAGAUAAUACAGAUAUAAAUUCAGAGCCUGAUGUUAAUUCAGAUAUAACUGAUGAUGCAUGUAGUAUUACCAAUUUUGAUACAAGUGAAAUAUCUGUUUUUGAAAUUCAAAAAGAGGAACCUUUAUAUGCAAGAGAAGAAUUUUUUGUACCUUACAAAAUGGAAGUUAGAUUUAUAUGUGAAGAAAAUAGUAAACAAUUAGAAACUUCUAAUUUUUCUCAAUCUGUUCAAAAAAUAAAGGAAAAUGAAGAAACAGAAAUUAAUAUUGACAGCACAAAUAACAUUAAAAUUAUUUCAAAUGAACCUUUUAUAGAAAUUGAUCAACUGGAAAAAAAGGAUGAAACAGAUAAAGAUAGCAAUGAAUUAGAUGAACAAUAUGAAGAACAUUUAGAAGGAGAUUAUGUUAAAACCUUAAAGCCAUUAUCCAAAAAUGAUACUACAGAACAUGGUAUACAUACAAGAGAAUAUAUAUUGCAAACUUUGAUAGGAUCUUUAGAUUCAUUAAGAAUUGAAGAUAAUUUAGAAUCACAACAAAUUAUUAAAAAAGAAUUAGAAAAUCUUAAGGAUUGGUUAAUUUGUGAACCUCAUGAAGAAAUUGUAGAAAAACUGAAAGAAAUAUAUUAUCGUGCCAAGAAUGAAGCUCAAAGAAUUGAAGAACUCCAUGAAGAAUUAGUUAUUUUAAAGGAAAAAUACAAUGCGUUUACUGAAGAAAAGGCAGAACUUUCGAAAAAAUAUACAACUCUUAAAGCACAAUGUGGUGACUUGUUAAAUACAACUUACACUGUACCAAUACAUUAUGUAGCACCUAUUGCAAUUAUAUUAAUAUGGAUGUUGCUUGAAAAGAUAUUUUAAUGUUUUCUUUUUGUUUUUUGUAUAUAACUUUUACAAUUGAUUAAUAUAAAAUUUUCUUUUUUUGCUUUUUUUUUUUUAAUU
This is a messenger RNA of Apis laboriosa (Himalayan honeybee), 3254 nucleotides long. RefSeq names its product sarcolemmal membrane-associated protein (gene Slmap). The transcript has 2 exons. Gene Ontology annotation, molecular function: protein binding. The record is from RefSeq and is a predicted model, not a curated record. The coding region runs from base 786 to 3173 and encodes 795 amino acids. Lineage: Eukaryota; Metazoa; Arthropoda; Insecta; Hymenoptera; Apidae.